AUGUGUUUUCAUUGUAAAACGUGGGUGUCACCUGCAACAAAGUGGAUAACAAGAUCAAGUAACUCAUGGCCGAGUCAUGAUGUCAAACAAGGCAUUAUCAAACACGGAGUACUUGUUGUACCAAUCGGAGUAAAGGGAUCACCAAAAGAAGAUCUACAAUGGCGAGUAUCUUUUUCAGUUGGGGAAAAACUUCUAAUUAAUACCUUUACACACACUCAAUUACUGUGCUAUGCUCUCUUAAAAAUUAUUUUGAAAGAUGUAAUAGCUACUAAUCUCGAAUGUAAAGAUUUACUAUGUUCUUAUUUCCUGAAAACAAUUAUAUUUUGGAUAUCUGAAGAACUGCCACAAUCCAUAUGGAAACCUGGUAAUAUUAUACCUUGUUUUAUGAUAUGUUUCAGUAGGCUAGUUUACUGUGUUGAACACUCAGUUUGUUUCCAUUACUUCAUUCCAGAGAACAACAUGUUUGAAAACAAAAUAGAGGGUCGCGGUCGUGAAAUACUUUUAGAAAAACUAUAUUCGCUGUAUAGCUACGGAUGUAUUAUACCAGCUCAAAUUGAUUAG
This is a messenger RNA of Mytilus californianus (California mussel), 561 nucleotides long. Its product is annotated as cyclic GMP-AMP synthase-like. The record is from RefSeq and is a predicted model, not a curated record. The transcript is spliced from 2 exons. NCBI's taxonomy places the organism in Eukaryota, Metazoa, Mollusca, Bivalvia, Mytilida, Mytilidae. The coding region runs from base 1 to 561 and encodes 186 amino acids.